CAAGUAUACCAAAAUUCAGUCCACACAUUUUUUGUAUAUUCCCAUCACAAACUACCACUAACCAGGCAGGAGCACCCUUUCUCUCUCCCUCUCAAACUCAAAACACUGAAUGAUUGAAGAGGACAAUUCCUGGUGCUGCUGGUUUGUUGUUCAUGAAGAUGAUUAGAUGAUUGGGAAGUUACAAGAUUAAUUUGAAAGAAGGAUUUUUUGUUUGUUUGUUUGGAGAUGAUGAUUUUGUAGCUGAUUAAUGUGUGUUCAAUUUUUUCCAUGGCCUGCAGCAGCUAUUCACCUUCUUCUUCUUCAUCAUCUUCAACUUUUACAUCUUUUACUAAGAGACUAGUGAAGAAAAAUAACAUUAAAACAGUUAAAUUUAUCUCUUCUUCUCUAACUGAGAGAUCACCAACAAAUUACUCCACUUCUUACAACCCUCUUGUUUUCCAGGCUGCUAGGCUAUUGGGUCCUCCAGCAAGAUUUGAAGCAUCAAAAUUGAAGGUAGUACUGGUGGGAGAUCAAGAGGUAGUGUUCAUGGAGAAUAAUAAUAGUUAUAAGCAGAUGAGUAGCUUAACAAAUGACUACCCAAGAACUUAUACUCUCACUCACUGUGACCUAACUGCCAAUCUCACCUUAACAAUCUCCAAUGCCAUCACCCUUGACCAGUUGAAGGGAUGGUACAACAAUGAUGAUGUGGUUGCUGAGUGGAAAAGGGUGAAGGAGGGCAUGUGUCUCAUCGUUCACUGCCACGUGAGUGGUCCUAAUGUCUUGAUGGAUGUUGCAGCAGAGUUUCGAUACCUUAUCUUCAAAAAAGAGAUGCCACUGGUAAUUCAAGCUAUUCAAUAUGGAGACUCAAUGUUUAUUGAACAACAUCCAGAAUUGAUGGAUGCUUUGGUUUGGGUGUAUUUCCAUUCGAGUUCAAAGAAAUACAAUCGUGUUGAGUGUUGGGGAGCCCUCAAGAAUGCUGCACAGGGAAAGCAAGAAAGUCAACUGCAAAGCUCAAUAAGUUCAGGAAACAAUAGCAAGGAAGGUGAAGGCCGUCAUCAUUUUUUGGGGAAGUGGGGAAGCUCAAAGGCAAUCUUUCAAGCCCUUUUCACUUUCCUUCUUUGAGUUGAUGUAAAAAUUUCAUUAUCAUCAUUAUCUUGAAGACACAGUUUCCCAAAAUUGAUCUACAUAUAGCUGACCGAACCAUGUAAUCCAAUUGUGAAUUUUUUGGAAGCUAAAUCAUGGAAGAGAUCAGUCGAUGGUUGGUGGCGGUAAGUUAACUGCAUGUACAUUGCGGACAGAUGGCUUCUUCUUCUUAUUGAUGAAGACUUUUGCGUUGAAAUUGUGUUCAUUACGGCCAGCAGUGUUGAUGACGAGCAUUUGAUUCAAUUUGCUAAAUGCAACAACAUUUCUUCUUUAUGUGCAAAAAUGUGAAAAGAGAUUCUGAUUUUCUGAAGCUUCUUUAAGUUUUAUGCAUAUUUGUAACCUGCCUUUCAUUAAAUUCUAAUACUACAAAUUUCAUUUUUUCUUGUAA
Molecule: messenger RNA, 1510 nt
Organism: Papaver somniferum (opium poppy)
Lineage: Eukaryota; Viridiplantae; Streptophyta; Magnoliopsida; Ranunculales; Papaveraceae
Product: protein STAY-GREEN LIKE, chloroplastic-like
Exons: 5
Coding region: 268-1101 (277 amino acids)
Source: RefSeq, a predicted model, not a curated record